This is a messenger RNA of Bubalus bubalis (water buffalo), 2725 nucleotides long. RefSeq names its product homeobox D10 (gene HOXD10). The transcript has 2 exons. The record is from RefSeq and is a predicted model, not a curated record. Gene Ontology annotation, molecular function: DNA-binding transcription factor activity, RNA polymerase II-specific; RNA polymerase II cis-regulatory region sequence-specific DNA binding. Gene Ontology annotation, biological process: regulation of transcription by RNA polymerase II. The coding region runs from base 837 to 2069 and encodes 410 amino acids. Lineage: Eukaryota; Metazoa; Chordata; Mammalia; Artiodactyla; Bovidae. Gene Ontology annotation, cellular component: nucleus.
AAAACUUCUGGAGUCAGAGGGUGAGAGUUUCCCCUUCCUAGAAAACAUUUUCUCUCUUCUUCCUUCCUUCCUCUUUGCCCUCUAUUUUCAGGGCGUGUGGGGAGGGAAACCUCGGUUUAGUUGGUUUAGUUCUUCCGCUAAGAACCCGGGGGUGGGGGGACGCUUUCGCGGAUGCCGCGCUGCUGGCGAGGGACUGUCUCCAGGCUGAAAGCUCCCAGCGGCCCGGCCCGCAGAGGUCGGGGUGUGGUUCCCUGAAGAGCCGAAGGCUGGAGUAGCCCACCGGGGCGCAGAGGCGCCGGGAGCUGGGGCGGGCUGGCGGGCCGAGGCAGAGGACAGUGCCGGGGCCGGGCCGGUCCUCGGGGCUCCUCGAGGCUGGUCAGCUGCGUGGCCUCUCGGCCCUCGCGGCCCUUCUCGACUCCACUCCCCAGGAUAUCUUGGACGCGUCUAAGGCGCCAGAGCUCUUUCCUGUGGACUCCUGGGGUGGGAUGUCUCAGAGUCUGGGGAGUCCAACUCACCUUCCCAGGCUGUCCGAGACAAAAUGAACCAGGCUGGGCCCCCACCCACCGCCCUGGCCCCGGCUCUCUCGGGCGCCUUCUGCCUGGGUGUGUGCGGGGAAUGCUUCUGUGUGCUGGCGCCACGGCGCCCGGGCUGCCCUCCCCGCGUGUGUCCUCCCGGAGACCCCUCGGGCCGAGCCUUUCCUUCCGCCUGCGGGCCCAGAGGCUGGAGUAGGGGACGCGAGUGGGGCGGGCGGGCAGAGCGAGCCCCGGGAGGCCGGCGGGCGGCGGAGAGCGCUGCGCCGCUUGUCUCCAGCGCGCACUAUCGCGGGCGCGUAGUAGAUGUCGCUGUUGUCCGCGCUUACGCGGCCGGCUGGCCGGGCUCUGGAGCACGUGACCUGCGAGGAGGCUGCGGCUCAAGGCCAUUUUCAAAUCUCAUUGGCUUGGUUGUCAUGUGGUCGGCAGAGGCAUCCACAAUUACACGGGGAAUGUUUUCCUAGAGAUGUCAGCCUACAAAGGACACAAUCUCUCUUCUUCAAAUUCCUCCCCAAAAUGUCCUUUCCCAACAGCUCUCCUGCUGCUAAUACUUUUUUAGUAGAUUCCUUGAUCAGUGCCUGCAGGAGUGACAGUUUUUAUUCGAGCAGCGCCAGCAUGUACAUGCCACCACCUAGCGCAGACAUGGGGACCUAUGGAAUGCAAACCUGUGGACUGCUCCCGUCUCUGGCCAAAAGAGAAGUGAACCACCAAAAUAUGGGUAUGAAUGUGCAUCCUUAUAUACCUCAAGUAGACAGUUGGACAGACCCGAACAGAUCUUGUCGAAUAGAGCAACCUGUUACACAGCAAGUCCCCACUUGCUCCUUCACCACCAACAUUAAGGAAGAAUCCAAUUGCUGCAUGUAUUCUGAUAAGCGCAACAAACUCAUUUCUGCUGAGGUCCCUUCGUACCAGAGGCUGGUCCCUGAGUCCUGUCCCGUUGAGAACCCCGAGGUUCCUGUCCCUGGAUAUUUUAGACUGAGUCAGACCUACGCCACCGGGAAAACCCAAGAGUACAAUAACAGCCCCGAAGGCAGCUCCACAGUCAUGCUCCAGCUCAACCCUCGCGGCGCGGCCAAGCCGCAGCUCUCGGCCGCCCAGCUGCAGAUGGAAAAGAAGAUGAACGAGCCAGCGAGUGGCCAGGAGCCCACCAAAGUCUCCCAGGUGGAGAGCCCCGAAGCCAAGGGCGGCCUUCCGGAAGAGAGGAGCUGCCUGGCAGAGGUCUCCGUGUCCAGUCCCGAAGUACAGGAGAAGGAAAGCAAAGAGGAAAUCAAGUCUGAUACUCCAACCAGCAAUUGGCUCACUGCAAAGAGUGGCAGAAAGAAGAGGUGCCCUUACACUAAGCACCAAACGCUGGAAUUAGAAAAAGAGUUCUUGUUCAAUAUGUACCUCACCCGCGAGCGCCGCCUAGAGAUCAGUAAGAGCGUUAACCUCACCGACAGGCAGGUCAAGAUUUGGUUUCAAAACCGCCGAAUGAAACUCAAGAAGAUGAGCCGAGAGAACCGGAUCCGAGAACUGACCGCCAACCUCACCUUCUCUUAGGUCCGAGGCCCGUCAGAGGCUAGGAUCGGAGAGGGGCGUCGAGUUCCAGGGCCGAGUGCUGGAGGACUGGGAAGGCGGAAACAAAACCUUCAAUGCUCUUUGUUUUUUGAAUUUUUUUUUUUUCCUGCUAGAAUGUGACUUUGGGGUCAUUCUGUUCGUGCUGCAAGUGAUCUGUAAUCCCUAUGAGUAUAUAUAUAUAUAUAUUAAAAAAACUAGCACGUGUAAUUUAUUAUUUUUUUUCAUCGUAAUGCAGGGUAACUAUUACUGCGCAUUUUCAUUUGGCUCUUAACUUAUUGGAACUGUAGAGCAUCCAUCAAUCCAGUCGUCCAUCCAGCAAUGUGACUUUUUCAUGUUUUUCCUAACACAAAAGGUCUCUGUGUGUGGUUAGUCCAUGAGCUCAUGGCGUUUUGAAUACAUCCAGUACUUAAAAGUACUUAAAUUACAUAUAUAUUUAAAAAGAUUAAAACCCACAAGCUUUGGGGGGAGGGGGACUAAAAAAGCACAUUACAAUGUAUCUUUUUGCAAAUGAGUUUAGCAGUUGUCCUUGGUGAGAUGGAAUAUUGACUGACUUUGCCUUGUAGCCUUUCCCUUGUGGUGCAUCUGUGGUUUGGUAGAAGUACAACAGCAACCUGUCCUUUCUGUGCAUGUUCUGGUCG